This is a messenger RNA of Ochotona princeps (American pika), 2141 nucleotides long. It is a transcript of the gene SIAH2, whose product is annotated as siah E3 ubiquitin protein ligase 2. Gene Ontology annotation, molecular function: zinc ion binding; ubiquitin conjugating enzyme binding; ubiquitin protein ligase activity. Gene Ontology annotation, biological process: proteasome-mediated ubiquitin-dependent protein catabolic process; multicellular organism development. The record is from RefSeq and is a predicted model, not a curated record. The coding region runs from base 598 to 1581 and encodes 327 amino acids. Lineage: Eukaryota; Metazoa; Chordata; Mammalia; Lagomorpha; Ochotonidae. Gene Ontology annotation, cellular component: cytoplasm. The transcript has 2 exons.
AAGGGACGGGGGAGGACGGUCCUCCCCUAGCCCGGACCUGCAAAGGGCGACCCCGCGCGGCGGCGGCCUCGGCGGCGGUGGCGAGUGGGUCGGGCUCGCCGCAGCCCCAGCAGGAAGCGCCCGCGCUGGGCCGCCCCCGGCGCCGGGAGCUGGAGCCGGGCGGAGCCCACGCCGGGGCGCAGGGUGGCUCUGCCAGUCCCCGCGCGCCUGGGCGGCCGCACACGUGUCCAGGCGUCACGUCCGCGCGCGCCCCCGGGGCUUGCGUCAGCGGCCGCUCCUGGAGCUGCUGGGCCGGGAUCUGCGCGCCGCUCCGGGGUCGGGCCCCGUACGCCUGCGAGAGGAAGGCACCGCGCCGCGGAGAACGCGCCAGGGCUCCUCGGAACGUCCCGGGGGCUGCGGAGGGCGUCUGCGCAGCCCGGACCCGGCCCGACCCACCUCCUUGCCGAGAGCUGAGCGCCCCGGUGACCCGCCGUCCCGGGCUGGGCGCCGUGGCGUUGCCCCGGAGCCUGCCGCCCGCGGGGCGCGCACCGCCUUGACCCGGGCGGCCCCGCGGCAGGCAGGCAGGCGCCCGCAGUUCCAUGGUGGGCUCGGAGCGCGAUGAGCCGCCCGUCCUCCACCGGCCCCAGCGCUAACAAACCUUGCAGCAAACAGCCGCCGCCGCAGCCCCAGCACACUUCGUCUCCGGCUGCGCCCCCGGCCGCCGCCACCAUCUCGGCUGCGGGCCCCGGCUCGUCCGCGGUGCCCGCCGCGGCGGCGGUGAUCUCGGGCCCCGGCGGCGGUGGAGGUGGUGGCGGGGCCGGAGCAGUGUCCCCGCAGCACCACGAGCUGACCUCGCUCUUCGAGUGCCCGGUCUGCUUUGACUAUGUCCUGCCUCCCAUCCUGCAGUGCCAGGCCGGGCACCUGGUGUGUAACCAAUGCCGCCAGAAGUUGAGCUGCUGCCCGACGUGCAGGGGUGCCCUGACACCCAGCAUCAGGAACCUGGCUAUGGAGAAGGUGGCCUCGGCAGUCCUGUUUCCUUGCAAGUAUGCCACCACGGGCUGCUCCCUGACUCUGCACCACACAGAGAAGCCAGAGCAUGAAGACAUUUGUGAAUAUCGUCCCUACUCCUGCCCUUGUCCCGGUGCCUCGUGCAAGUGGCAGGGGUCGCUGGAGGCCGUCAUGUCCCAUCUCAUGCAUGCCCACAAGAGCAUCACCACCCUGCAGGGAGAAGACAUCGUUUUCCUAGCCACAGACAUUAACCUGCCAGGGGCUGUCGACUGGGUGAUGAUGCAGUCGUGUUUUGGCCAUCACUUCAUGCUGGUGCUGGAGAAACAAGAGAAGUAUGAAGGCCACCAGCAGUUUUUUGCCAUCGUUCUGCUCAUCGGCACCCGCAAGCAGGCUGAGAACUUUGCCUACAGACUGGAGUUGAACGGGAACCGGCGGAGACUGACCUGGGAAGCCACGCCACGCUCCAUCCACGAUGGUGUGUCUGCGGCCAUCAUGAACAGCGACUGCCUCGUUUUUGACACAGCCAUAGCCCAUCUCUUUGCAGAUAAUGGGAACCUGGGCAUCAACGUAACUAUCUCUACAUGUUGUCCAUGAGUCACCGGGUGGCUCUUGGAAACCCCCAAGAUUCUCUGGGCACCGUGCUCUAUGCUUAAUAAAGGUUCUUACAGAGGUUUGGCCAACACAUCUUUACCAGUCAGCUCCCCGUCCCGACAGAGAGCAACACUGGAAUGCACAGGGAUGGCCUGCUACCUGUUAGGAGGCCGUCCUCCCGGCGCUGAUCACUCCACUGCUCACUGGGGUUUGCUUCCAGAACAACACAUGGCAGGGAGCUCAGGGUCCCCUUAGAACAGGCAGUUGCAAAGCAGAGGGUCCUGGCUGCCACCUGCCUCCAUCCACAUCUGCGCUGACAAAAGCACAGUGACCGAAUAGCAGAUUCCUAACCUUGACUCCUCUUGGGAGGGGAAUGGCUUGACUGUAUCUUAAACAAGAGUUGUUCCAACUGGAUAGCUCUCCAGUCUACACAGAAAUCACCUGAAGUCCUCAUCCCAAAAGUAGUGAUUUGGGGAGGCCAUGAAUUACAACAGUCUGGUCACCAAGGAAAGUCUGAGGAUUCCUGACUUAAACUUUAAACAAGAAAAGAAAGUAAAGAAAGG